Podospora anserina S mat+ is the source of this 2007-nucleotide messenger RNA. RefSeq lists its product as uncharacterized. Gene Ontology annotation, molecular function: ATP binding; protein serine/threonine kinase activity. The record is from RefSeq and is a predicted model, not a curated record. Gene Ontology annotation, biological process: peptidyl-serine phosphorylation; peptidyl-threonine phosphorylation. Bases 1 to 2007 code for a protein of 668 amino acids. NCBI's taxonomy places the organism in Eukaryota, Fungi, Ascomycota, Sordariomycetes, Sordariales, Podosporaceae. The transcript has 2 exons.
AUGGACAGUGAUCUUGGAUACAGCUCAGAGUAUACCUUUGACAUCUUACGGAGAGAAUGUAGAAUAUUGCUGACCAGAAGCGUAGGUAUUAUUGACGGAGAGUCCGGCUCCCUGGUGAUUGACCAAGAGACUCACGAGAUCUACGGUCAUGUUGUAGCAUGCGAUCCGCGUGGGUGCGCAUAUGUGGUCCCGAUGACGAAGAUUUGGACACAAAUGGAAACUCAGUUCGGGCCAGGCUCCAUCCAUGUCUUUACCCCAGAAACUGCCCCAAACGCGAUGUUGGGCCAGAGUCACAAGUCAAUCGAUCAGCCGCGCAGUUUGGGUUGGACUCCUGACGCUACCAAAACAGAACCGGCCGAUGACGGACCUGGCACAAUCCCAGCUACAUUGGAUAAUCAUGACCCAGCCUUCGACACUGACGCUGCGAUGGUCUCUGUCUCCGUGCCCUCCCCCUUGGGACAACACGAAACACCCGAUAUCGGGGGUCAGGCAUCGAUCAGUCUCCCAGAACUGGUGAGCGAUGAAAUACUCUCUGGUGAAAGGAUAUCUGCCGGUGAUGACUCCACAGAUGAAGAGGCUUCGGCGAUGCAGGAUGCCUUAGUCAGUGCCAUGGUCCUUACCCACUGGGGCACGAGACAGUUCUUGCCUCGGACUGCUUUAUCUACUAUCGUGAACACGAACAACGUCUGUCAGGAGCUGGAGAGGCUGGUCCGCAACCGGGACCUUCCCAAAAGAUGGUUGAAGGUCAGUGUUCGUGAAACCGCCGAUGUCAUUUGUCAGGCCAGCAAAUCGUUCCAGAAGGUCUUCGCCAUUCUGGUCUUGUUGGAGAGGGCGGGUUAUAUAUUUGACAUGAUUGCUGCGGGGACCUCGGACGACUGCUUGCCCCUUGUCCACGGUUCUGAGGAGGAACUCCAAUCGGCUACUCAGCCGCAUCUCAAACUGACUUACACCCGACGUUGGAGACCGUUUGUCAAGCAUGGUUUUGAGGACAGGCAGUGGUCCUUCCUAGCACCAGUUUUCAGCAAAGGAGAUGAUCAGAAUCCAGCCAGACAUUACAACUUUUCGGAUCGGCAGAUUUUGCCAUUCAUAGGUGGGCCUGGAAGAGAGACUGUCGAGUUGGUCGGUGGUUUUGCGUCCGUUACAAGUGUGGUGAUCCACCCCGACCAUCACGAGUUUGCCUCAAUGAUUCCGCUCGGAUAUCAAGGAAAUCGCUUUGCCUUGAAACAGCUCAACGCAUUAUCUUCGGAUGAUGAUUUCAAGUCCGAGAUGAAGGCUUUACAAUUCGCGACCAAGCAGUCAAAUCGCCACCUCCUCUCCUUACUAGCAACCUACCAGUAUCAUGGCCGCUAUCAUUUCAUACUCCCUUGGGCCGACAUGAAUUUGCACCAGUAUUGUCUUUCGGCGGACCCAACCUCGCAACGUGCCGCCCAACACUACCAGUGGGCUAUCGAACAAUGCAGAGGACUUGCUGAAGCCUUGUCAAGCUUGCACCGGGAGCGCGUCGAUCCAGAAGGCUUAAACGAUGACAGGGGAUUUUACAGACACGGCGAUAUCAAGCCGAGUAACAUUCUCAUCUUUGGUACAGGUACGGAAGAUGCUAUCGGAGGAAGCCUUGUUUUGGCCGACUUUGGGCUCGCUCGUAUUCACAACAGAAGGACCCAGUCUAGACAGAUGUCAGACCUUGUCUUCGGCACCGUGACAUAUGAAGCACCGGAAGCUGCACAACGACUGGGAGCAAGGAGUCGUGCUGUUGAUAUAUGGUCAUUGGGCUGCGUUUACCUUGAAUUUUUGACUUGGUUCUUGCUGGGUCCCAAUGGGUAUAACGAGUUUGCCGACAAGCGAUUGGCGGCGGAUGAACACGGUUUUGAUACCGAUACAUUCUAUGCGCUUUACCGUGAGGACAAUAUGCUUACAACGACUGUUAAGCCAGGUGUUGUGGAGGUGAGGAUCAAUCAUAUUUUUGGGACGUAUCCACCCGCUGACAAGGUUAUCACAGAUGUUUCAUGA